Messenger RNA from Ruditapes philippinarum (Manila clam), 2671 nucleotides. RefSeq names its product integrin beta-like protein A. The record is from RefSeq and is a predicted model, not a curated record. NCBI's taxonomy places the organism in Eukaryota, Metazoa, Mollusca, Bivalvia, Venerida, Veneridae. Gene Ontology annotation, biological process: Notch signaling pathway. The transcript has 14 exons. Gene Ontology annotation, molecular function: calcium ion binding; Notch binding. The coding region runs from base 58 to 2184 and encodes 708 amino acids.
ACAAAGUUUUUUGAUUUAGGUAGUACAGAAGUUUUAUACCAGAGCACCAAACUGAUUAUGCCUGUUACACGCAUUUUUUGCUUCAUUUUUCUCGUUUUAUUCCGUUUGUCUUCAGCAAAUCAUUUUCGUGGCGGAACAAUAAGUUGGAGUUCCACCGGAAAACCGAAUGAGGUUGAGUUCACAUUUAAACUUGGUUGGAUUCUCGGUCGGGGGCCAGGAUGUAAUGAAAAUUUGAUUGGAAAAUAUGUGAAUGAUUCAAAUAAUGGGGAGUGGGUUUGCUCAAAGGGAUGUGAACCAACUAAUGACAAGUUGUCUGAUGUAUACUAUUAUUGUACGGCGGCUAGCAAGGCACAGAACUGGGAGCAAGGAGAAAACAGCUUUAAAUAUACAUUUCCAAACCAGGGACCGUUCACUGUCGAGUUUGCUGGUGGAAAUUGGAUUACACUUAGCUAUGGUGACGGUGACGCUUGGAAUAUAUCUACUGUUGUAGACCUACGUUCCAGAAACGACACAGGAAGACCAAACAUGAGCCCUGUAGCGUCUGGAAAACCAGUUUAUAGUAUGAAGUACGGCUGUACAAAUACCAUAAAGUUACCGGUGAUGGAUCAAGAUGGUGACAAAAUAACAUGCAGGUGGUCGGUAGGCGACGAAUGUGCCUCUGUUUGUAAAUCUUUGCCGUUUGCGAUGAUUGAUCCUGACACGUGCUCUUUAACAGUUUCUGCAAAACACACUCGAAACGGUUGGUUCGCUGUUGCGAUAACAAUAGAAGAUUCACCAAAUCAGGCCUUAUCCCUCAAUGGUUCAGUUUUGACGGAAGAUGAUGUCAUUUCUAGUGUACCUAUGCAGUUCUUAAUAAACACCCCGGACAUACCAUCAAGAUCGUGUUCUGAUAAACCUGUAUUUGUGACGCCAACACCUCCGGAAAACCAACUGUAUAUUCUUACGCCUGGUGAAAAGCUUACAAUAACCUGCUAUGCUACAUCAAAGGGUACAAGAAUAACAUCGUUUGAGCUUACAGCACCACCUGGCGUAAGAAAGUCUUCAAUUCAGUCCGUUCCCGGACGCCCAAAUGUUUACAAAAUCGUAGUUACGUGGGUACCAAAACAGGAAAAUAAAGGACAACACGCUCUUUGUAUCGAGGCAACUGAUUAUUUCGGGAUUAGCAGCGACUCGCAUUGUUUGAAAGUUGUUGCAUGGGAUAUUGAUCCAUGUAAAAGCAGCCCCUGUCAAAAUGGAGGCAAUUGUACAAGAACGGGAUUUACUGACAAUUUUGUAUGUACAUGUGUCCCUGGAUACACGGACUUGCUUUGUCAAACAGAUAUAAAUGAAUGUGCUAGUGACCCGUGUCUGAAUAAUGGCACGUGUUUCGACUUGAUCAACGAAUUCUUCUGUGGUUGUGUCGCUGGCUUUACGGGAUUGCAGUGCGAAACCGAAAUCAAUGAAUGUUCUAACAUGAGUUGUUUAAACGGUGGUACAUGCGAGGAUCUCAUUGGAAAAGGUGUCUGUCAUUGCUUACCAAGCUUCACAGGAAAAUUAUGCCAGACAGGGAUAGAUUUCUGCAAGUCCUUACCUUGCCUUAACGAUGGGACAUGUUACAGUAAUUUAACAGGUUAUACAUGUUCUUGUGUGGAUGAUUGGCAUGGAACAAAUUGUGCAUUUAGAGACGAGCCAGCCAAUAAUACUAGCAUAUUGUUAAUGGCAAAUGAACAUAUGCAUUACUCAGACUGCAAAUGUCUCCUUGGAAAUGAACGCCGACAAAUAUGCUACCCAUACAAUCAACGGAAGGGGAUUGGCUUUGGCAUUCUUGGAGUGGUCUUAGGUAUUUCAACAAGCGUGUUGUUAUACAUUCUCUUCGAGGGAGUGUUUGGAAAAGGUUUAACCUGCCUUCAAGACGUAUAUCACAAAACACCGGCACGACCAAAACUGAAUACAUCAGCCUACCCAGAUAUAUUCAACCGUUAUAAUGACAACUGUAAAUCGAAUGAAGCUGUGAAUGAUUAUAAGUUUGAGGAGAAGAACUGUGGCCAUAUUACUAACACAUUUCUGUCACGAGGAACAUACCACAGUCGUCACUGUUGGGCAUGUAGGGAGAAAAUAGAACAAGCUAACAAUCCUGCUCCUGCUCCCACUCACACAUUUCUUAGGAAAUAUUCUGGUCUGAAAAGGAUACUAAAAAAGGAAUAAAUAAUAUAACUAUGUUUUGUGUGAAGUAUAUAUAAUUAUUUUAGUAUUUUUUUCUCAACUUUUCUUGUGUAGCUAUGCUAGUGUAAUUGACUUAUAAGUGUUUGUUAUAAUAGAAAAUGUCUUCAUAUAUCUGCCUCCCCAUUGUAAAGAGUAUUAAGCAAUCGACUUUUUUUCUUUAUCCUUUAAUCAUUGAUAAUUAUUAUGUAUUAUGUAGAUAAAUAUAAAUUCAGGAUUGUUCAGUAUUUGAAUACAUUCACAAGCACCAGUAAUAUUGAUAAUGUCGUUAUAUUCGUCUUAAUUGCAUUAUUUCCUUCAAUCAUUAAGUCGUUUUUUUUCAUCUCCAACACAUUUAGUGUACUUUAUAUACACGCAUACCGUUUUCAUUCCACAUUCAAUUUUAAUCAAUUAAGAAUAUACGAACUGAUAAAAAACUUGUGUAUGCUAUAUUCUGUAAGAUAUACCCAUGCUGCAAACAAAUAACGUUAGA